Molecule: messenger RNA, 1089 nt
Organism: Spirodela intermedia
Lineage: Eukaryota; Viridiplantae; Streptophyta; Magnoliopsida; Alismatales; Araceae
Source: the annotation of a GenBank genome assembly
AUGGAGAAGAGGGCGGCACAGUUUGGCGAGGACGGCAACGGCGGCAGCACCGCUCCGGCAGCACACUUCUGGGGAGAAUCCCCCGAUGAGGAGGGCUUUUACGCGUCCCAUGGUGUCCGGGGCAGCAAGUCCUUCUACACGUCCCCCCGGGGGAUCGCCCUCUUCACCCGCUCCUGGCUGCCCACCGCCUCGCCGCCCCGCGCCGUCGUCUGCCUUGUCCACGGGUACGGCAACGACAUCAGCUGGACCUUCCAAUCCACUGCCAUCUUCCUCGCCCGCUCCGGCUUCGCGUGCUUCGCCCUCGAUCUCCCCGGCCACGGCCUCUCCGACGGCCUCCGCGGCUUCGUUCCCGACGUCAACGUGGUCGCGGAGGACUGCCUCGCCUUCUUCGACUCCGUGCGCGAUGCCCAGCCCCCGUCCCUCCCCUGCUUCCUCUACGGCGAGUCGAUGGGCGGCGCCCUUUGUCUGCUCCUCCACCUCCGCGACCACCAGCGCCACCGCCGCUCCCCGGGAGGAGGCGCGUGGGCCGGAGCCGUCCUGGUGGCGCCAAUGUGCAGGAUUUCCGAGAGCAUCCGCCCGCGGUGGCCGGUGCCCCAGAUCCUGACCUUCGUCGCCAGAUUCGCCCCUAAAUUGCCGAUCGUUCCCACCGUCGACCUCAUCAGCGUUUCCGUCAAGGUACCGGAGAAGCGCGCCGUCGCCGGACGCAACCCGCUGAGGUACCGGGGAAGGCCGAGGCUAGGCACGGUUGUGGAGUUGCUGCGGGUGACAGACUACAUCUACUCGAGGCUCCCCGAGGUGACGCUGCCGUUCAUCGUCCUCCACGGCAGCGCCGACGUCGUCACCGACCUUAGCGUGAGCCAGGCGCUCUACGAGCUGGCCGCCAGCGAGGACAAGACCAUCAGGAUCUACGACGGGAUGCUGCACUCGCUGCUGUUCGGGGAGCCCGAAGAGAACAUCACCGUCGUCCGGGGCCACAUCCUCUCCUGGCUGAAUGAUCGGUGCGUCGGCGGCGGCGCCUCUUCCUCAGCGCCGCUGCCGCAGCCCGAGCUCGGUGAUGCUUCCGCCAUCCCCUCCGCUUCCGUUGAUUGA